Rhinolophus ferrumequinum (greater horseshoe bat) is the source of this 3038-nucleotide messenger RNA. RefSeq names its product chromosome 4 C13orf42 homolog (gene C4H13orf42). The transcript is spliced from 4 exons. Lineage: Eukaryota; Metazoa; Chordata; Mammalia; Chiroptera; Rhinolophidae. The coding region runs from base 298 to 1281 and encodes 327 amino acids. The record is from RefSeq and is a predicted model, not a curated record.
GACGAGCACAGAAGGUAUUUGCCCCAAAUGUGCUUAGAACCAGCCAGGGCGCUUGCUUUUGAACUCAUGUCUUCAGGUGCUUUAUGGCAUCUCGGUUAUUGGGUGUAAACGUCCGCCUUAUGAGAGAUGCCCUGGUCGCCCGCCUGACUGAGCCCACACUUGCUGGGAUUCCCGAGAUCGGAGGCCUCCGGGACGGCAGAUGGCGAAAGGCCUGCAUGUUGGCUCCUUCACCCCCAGCUAGAUCAAGUGGCGCGGCUCAGGCAGCUGGAAGGCACCCACAGAGAGAAAUCGAGCAGCAUGUUCAGAAAGCUCCAUUCCAUUUUUAACUCCAGCCCGCAGAGGAAGGCGGAGGUGGCGGAGAGCUCCUACUAUGACCGAGCAGCCCCUACGGUGCGGUUGAUCCGCAGCAGCUCCAUGUACGUGGUCGGGGACCACGGGGAGAAAUUCAGCGAGUCCUUAAAGAAAUACAAAAGCGCCAGCAGCAUGGACACCAGCCUGUACUACCUGCAGCAUGAGGGCGACCGGGCGUGGAUGUACUCACGCACCCAGGACUGCCUGCAGUACCUGCAGGAGCUGCUGGCCCUGCGGAGGAAAUAUCUGAGCAGCCUCAAUGACCUGAAGCCCAAGCGCGUCCAGGGCUUCUCCUCCACCUCAUCCAAAUCUUCCAAGGGAGGGAAAAAGGCCCUUGGCCAAUCCACCUCCAAAGAAAUAAAGCAGAAAACAAGCCCAAGGAAAUACUCACAAUUCAGCGCAGAUGUGGAAGAGGCCAUAGCUUUUUUUGAUUCCAUCAUCGCAGAGCUGGAUACAGAGAAACGGCCGAGGGCUGCUGAGGCAGACCCACAGAAUGAAGAUGUGGACUUCGAUGUGGCCACCAGCUCCCGCGAGCACAGCCUGCACUCCAACUGGAUCCUGCGGGCUCCUCGCCGGCACUCUGACGACAUGGCUGUGCAUACGGUGCACACAGCAGAUGGCCAGUUUCGAAGGAGCACAGAGCGCAGGACCAUCGGCAUUCAGAGGCGACUCGAGAGGCAUCCCAUUUACUUGCCCAAGGCUGUGGAAGGGGCAUUCAGCACCUUGAAAUUCAAGCCUAAAGCCUGCAAAAAAGACCUGGGGAGCUCCAGACGGAUCCUCUUCAACUUCUCGGGAGAAGACGUGGAAUGGGAUGGGGAGCUCUUUGAGCUGGAGCAGCUGACAUCUCUGGGGGAGGACUGCUACGAGACAGAGAACCCCAAAGGGCAGUGGCUGCUUCGAGAGCGGCUCUGGGAGAGGCCAGUGUCCUGACUCCCUCGGCUCUUCAGCCCGGCUCGGGCUGGAUCUCUGAGAAGCUGUCUGCUUUCAGUGCAGCAUGGAAGUUUAGAAGAGUUUAAAAUGGAAACUGUAACAAAGUCAAACCUAUGGUCACACUGCUGGUACCCAGUUAGUGCCAAACAACCUGCGGCCUCCCCAACAUCCUGCCUUUGGAGACUUUGGGAGCUGGGCUUUCCCUACACAGGCAGGUUAGCAGGUAGUAACUGCCUGGCUGGUCUUCAAUGGCAGAAAGAAAGGAAAGCCUUGAGUGGGAGUGUCCAGGCUCACUCCCUUGCCUCCCCUGGCUGUUCCUAGUUCUCCUUGCAUCUAUCCAAGUGGCUGCUAGCAUUGUGCUCAUCACAGGGAACAAAGCCACCCAGGGAUCUGGGCCAAGUUUUUCGAAGAGGCAGCUCCUCUCUACGGGGCUCAGAAACACUUUGGGUACAUACUGAGAUUGCCUUUUUUUGUGUGCAGAACGCAGUUCAAGAAGCAGCUCCUUUUACCCUAACCUUUUCCACCAUGUUCUGGGAACUUCUGCUGGAUUAGGCUACAGAAGAGGCCAGUGCCCUGGCAGUGGAAUGGAAGAAGGAACGUGUCGGAGCCAUGUCGUGAGACCACACUAUCUCCCCCAGCUCCAAACCUCAUCUCCACUUCUCAUAGGCGGUUUGCUGGGGAAGGAGGGAGAUGAAGCGGUGCUUUCCCCCCUAAUUCUCCCCAUAAAAUCCUUAUAGAUACCCAGGUAACCAGUUUAUGACAGGCUGUGCUUCUCCCUUGUACCAAUUAAGGGGGAAAUCAGAAUCAUUAAGUUCUUUUGGACUAGGAAGGAUUUCUGUAUUUCAGCAAUUGUAUUUGAAUCAGAAUUACAUUUUCAAUAUAGUGUUCGCAUUUGUCAUAUAUAUAUUGUUUUGCAUUUUUGCUUAUACUUACGCCGGCUCAAGUUUAAGAAGUGCCGGUUUGCAGAAUACACUGCACUCUGACCUAUUUCUUCUGACAUUUUCUUAAAAAAAAAAAAGAAAAAGAAAUCACCUGGGGGUGGGAGAAGGCUGCCUGCCCAUGAAUACAAGAGGGCUAACAGGAGUAAGGGAGGGAGACAGACUAGGAAAAACCAGUAAUUUAAAUUAAGCCAAGAAUGUUCUAGGCUAAGGUCUCUCCAAGAACUAAAUAAAGCUUCCUUUCUGCCAGGCCCAUGUAAUGACAUUCUUAUUGUUCAGUUUUUUAAGAAAGAACCUUUUAGUUAUGUGAACCUGACUGCCUGAAUCUAAGGAUUUAUAAUUCCUCUCAGAAAAAAAAAAAAAAAAUUCCUAAUACUUACGUGGCAUUCUUAGAAAUUUUAUGGAAACACAUUUUCAGAAUGAAAAUAUACUGGAAAUGUUUUAAUGCUUGUCUUUAUUAUUUGUUGAGUGCCAAUGUCAAUGUUUGGGAGGUUUCUUUCAUUUUGUUGCUUAUACUAAGCUCGCUAUACAGCCAGAAGCUUAAUUGAAAAAUAAAUGUUUGGGAGAUUUGUUUUAUAAACUGCAUUAAAGCACACCAAGUUAACAUCACCAUGUAUCUUUCUUUUCCCCAAAUGUGGCUUUGUUUUGAAGUCCCACAAAUGAAAGUCACUGAUGAGGGUAAACUCAAAAUGAAGGUCUCUUGACUGUGUUUCUUAUCAAACUACAGUUUAUCAUAAACGGACCCUGACACAAUGUGGUGAAGACACUGUGUACAUUUUGCUUUAACAGAUAAGAAAAAAAUAAACAUGAUAGAGAGGA